AGGCACCGCGAGCUAUGUGAGGUAGUGUAAGCUUCAGAAUUUGCGUACAGCUAGUUUACUAGUCAGUCACCGAACAUGUGGAUAGCGAGGGCAGUUUACGAUUUUCGAUCUGCUUCGGAUUCGGAAGUGAGCCUUGUCAAAGGUGACAUUGUGCAGGUCCACGAUGCACCGGAGGGUGAUGGUAAGAAGAAGCAUUGGGUGCGCGGAACAGUUUACGGCCGUGGAGAAGGAAAUGUACCGACAUCUUGCCUGUCCAGAGUCUCGAUUCCUCCGAUUAGAGCUUCGUAUCAUGAUGGGGAUGAAAUCCUAAUUGCCGGGGAAGGAUUUCUCGGUACUGACCCCACUCAGGAUUUGCCGUUUUCGAAAGGAGAGUUUUUAAUUGGACGAUUUAAGCUGAAUGACGAUUGGAUGUUCGGAAAAAGCAUCGACGGGAGCAGGUGUGGGCGUUUUCCUUUGUCUGUGGUCAUGGAAGUGAACCCGAAACCUGAUUCUUCGGGUCAAGCGACGCUUCCAGUGAGCGAAAAUGUUCGAUGCGAAGCUCUGGCCGCCGCCAAUGUUACUGCCCAAUUACCUGGCGAAUUAUCAGUCCGACAGGGUGACCGAGUGGAAGUGCUACAAUUGGAUGGCGACGGUUGGUACGAAUGCAGACUGGAUGAUGGUUCAACUGGUCUUCUAAGUGCACAAGUGCUGACCAUUGUUCAAGGUUCUGAAAAGUUUCAAAGCAAUGGAUCUAAUCCCGAUCCAACUGAUUUAGAACUGCUGGCAGUUCAGCAUGAUUUUACCGCCGAGUUCGAUAAUGAGCUGUCCUGUCGGAAAGGCGAAUUUGUGUAUGUCAAAGAAAGGGUUGAAGGUGAUUGGAUACGAGUUCAAGCUGUGAUAUCCGGAAAUGUAGGCCUUGUUCCCGCAAGUUUUCUUGGGCCUGCCAGCAAAAAUGCUUCGCAAAUGCCUGCUGCUCAAGAAGCACCUGAUGUUCAAAUUGCCACACCGUCAGUUCCAAAGGUGAACCAAAAAUUUCUUAGAGUGUUGUAUGACUUCGAGCCUCAGCAUGACGGAGACCUCCGACUGAAAGCUGGCUCUCUACUUGAGUUGAUUUCCUACACGGAUGACGAACAUUGGUUACGGGCCAGAGAUUCAGAGUCGAAAGUCGAAGGAAUGUGUCCCGCAGCUUUUGUGACCGAUGAAACCGCGGAACCUUCGAAAUCGACGCCAGCCCGGGGUAACUCGUUCAAUGCGGCUGAUUUUGCAGUGGCCGUGAGCUCAAAACGAGAUCCUUCUGGAGUGAAUAUUGAUGCACGGAUCGAGAGAAACUUGUUGGAUAUUUCGCUAAACUCACCUCGGCCCAAUGUCAGGAAAAGUCCGAGUCCGCAACCCGUGUUCCCAUCCGCACCCGAAACGUCUUCCGCAUCUCCGACGUCGCGGUAUGAUAAUUUGCAUAGCGCAUUCGUCGGGCACGACUCCGAUGGACUCGACAAUGACCUCGUGGAAGAACUCACAGAGAAGCCGAAGCCAUUGCCGAGAAGAUCUCCUCCGAAGCCCAGCUUUCCACCCGCGAUACCGAGAAGACCUUCUCCUGUCAAACCCCCUCGUGAACCCAAAGCUGAAUUAGGAGAGGUGUCAAAUCAUUUGCCAGCAAACCUGGAAGAACCUAUGACCGAGGAUUUUGGCAAUGUGAUCGGCAGUGAAACACCUCAAUCUGUCCGCUCCAGUCACUCGAAUUCGGAUUCUCUGGAUAGCUCAUCUUUCGUCGAAGAAGGGGCAAAGGUUAUGAGCCAGCGGGACCAUGUUGUGAAAGAAAUACUUACAGCCGAAAGAGAUUUUAUUAAACAUUUGAAAAUAGCCGCUGAGGUAUUUGGUCUGCCUUUUGCCCCUGCCCUUGAAGAACAUGGUAUGUCGUCGAAAGCCAUUUUCGGUAACUUCCUUGAGGUGAUCGAGGUUGCAGAGAAGCUCGAAAGAGCGCUGACGGUCAACAUUGACGGCGUUGAGCCGUCAAAACAACGCAUUGGAUCGUGUUUCAUUGCCCUGAAAGGAGAACUAGAAGAAGUGUACCUGAAAUACUGUUUGCAUUACAGUAAAGUAACCGCAACUUUGGCCACGUACAUGGCUGUUAUGAAACGGAAGGAAACCCUGGAUGAGCUAGCGUAUAAUAUCCGGAGUCGUGGUGUUAAUUGUAUCAGCGUUGGGUCAAUUUUGGUGGAACCUGUUCAGCAUGUGUUGAAAUACCAUCUUCUGCUAGCCGAACUCAUUAAGGCAACUGAAGAAGGUCACGAAGAUUUGGUGGAUCUUUGGGAGGCUCAACGAUUAGCCCUUGAGAGAAAUACCAAAAUCAAUGAAACUGGUCGUUUGACGGAAAUAUUGGAGAAAUAUUCCCGUAACGCAUCGCAUAGAAGUUCCGUAUCUGGAAGAAUCUCAAACGUUUCCAUGCAUUCAAUCUCGAAAAGUGCGGGAAGACUGGCAACGUCUCUGGCUACUUCUAUGGGUCUUGCGUCAGAGACGAAGUGUGCGGUGUUCGAUGAGCGCGGGAAGAGGUUCAGAGACAUAGACGAAUGCAUCAAGGCGUUUAAAAAAUGGGUGUUGAAGUUCGUGGCGGAAUUCGACAGUGUGCUUAAGUUGGAGCUUGCUUUAUGUGAAGGGCUGAGGCAGCUGUUCGGAGCAGAAAAGAAGCCCGAGGAAGUGGAACGAUUCUGGGGAGUUCACUACGAAAUUUAUUCCAGAGUCUGGCCGAAUUUCGAACGACAGCUAGGGGUACAGGUCAUAACUCCGCUUGGAAUCCUUUCGGAAACAUUAGAUCGACCUCGCUUUUUAAUGGAGAAACGAAGGAACAAGUUGUUGGACUACGAUAAAGCCAGGAAUAAGUACGUGAAAGCAAAGGAGCAAACUAUGCAGAUGAAGGAGGAAAUGGAUACAGCGGAAAAAACUUACGCAGCUCUGAACGCCCUUUUGAUUGAGGAACUUCCUACCGUUUGUGAUAUAUGUCACGAGGUUGUGUCAAGAUGCUUCCUAAACUUCUUCGUUAUAAGAAAGAAGCUAUGUGGAGCGAUUUUCAAGGAAUUGAUUUCAUUAUCCGAGAUGCCUUUACUGGCGAGUGGACAUUCAAAUAUUUAUGACAGCUUCUUCACAAAGCACAAACUGGUGUGCAAUCAAAUGUCACGAUUUUCCCUGCUUUCUAUAAAAUUUAGCGAUGAUGUUUUUGCGUCCAACCAAAAUUCGGAUUCCGUCGGUAUGGUUCCUCGACUUCCCCGCAGAUUUUCGAAGUCAUCUCAUGAUCAGAAACCAGUCGUGCCUUCCCGACAAUUCUCUGCGCCAGAGCCAAUCCAACCAGCAGUCGAGAGAAUGAACGGAGCAAGUGAAAGAAGUUCCGGAGCGUCGCUAAGCGAUUCUGAAAGCGUUAGGAUGAAAUAUCCUGCUGAAAAAGUAUACCUCGUAAUGCGGGAUUUCCCUGAGGAGAAGGAAGAUACGACCGGUGGCGGCAUUUUGCCAGCCAUGUUUGUCGAGCUGGUUUUGAAAGUGAAAAAAGACGAUGUUGUUGGCGUAGUUAAGCGGGAACUUCCGUCUGGCGGUUCGUCCCAUUGGUUCAUUGACAACGGCGUGUCUCAGGGCUUCGUUCCGCAUCAAAUCCUACAGCCGGAGUGUCAAAGAAGAGCAUCGACAUUGACUCCAUCACGUGGAGCUCCUAGUGUUACUUCACAGCGCGUAUCAGUUUCUCCAUCAAUAAAUCAGAGUCACCUUUACGACGAUCCGCCGCCACCGUCGUACGAUGAGGUAGUUUGUUUGGGUGCUGAGGGUGUUUCUCCAAAGCUGUAUCCGGAGAACAAAUCGCUUGAAGUGCAGAACGUGGACGUGAGAGAUAAAUCUCCUCUCAAACCCAAGGCGGCUAAUUCAUCGCAGGCCCGUGUAAUGUUUGAGUACAAAGCGGAUACUGAAGUGGAACUGAGUGUGAGCGUCGGAGAAACUUUAACCGUCAUGCAUUGCGGGGAUAACGCAGGCAACAAGGACUGGAUGUACGUCGAGAACGGGUUCGGAAAGCGCGGUUAUGUUCCCACUUCAUAUGUGCAGCUUUUGGAGUGAGGUUCGUUUUAUUUUCUUGCCACUCGAUCAAGCUUGAGUUUGUUCAUGUUGGAAAAUUCAGAAGGGACGCCGCUCAAAUUUUUAAACGAUUGCAAUCUCGGAAACUGCUGAAAUCAACUGCGUAGAUAUUAAUCUUCAAAAAUAUUGUUCGGAAGCAAUUUUUACACAGUCCUUACACCCUGAAGCGUGGAACAUGAGAAGUGAUUGAGGUAAUUCCAAGGUGAUCGAAUUUGCUUGUUUUUCUGUUAGAAUGUUAAAUUGACCGUUUCAAGCUACGUGUGUUUGGAGGAGAUUUAUUUUGUUGAAGUCGUCAAUUUCUUCAGUGUACAAAUACCGGUACUUGCACCCAUCCACGACCAGUUUCUGUGAGAAGGCUCGAUUCAAACUCGAAGUAGUGAUAAUCGACUUGCGUUCAAAGCACCAGCUCUUUUCAUUUUUCGAAACUUAGAGUGAGGAAUGUUUGUUUUGCAUUUUGUUAUUCUGCGGAAAUUCCGAUCAGGAUUUAUGCAUACAUUCUGUGCAAUUUUAUUCAGUAUAUUUUAUGUUAUGCACUUUUACGAUUGGCGUGUGCUGUGAUUGCUUCAGGCCAGAUAUAUCCAGCUUGUGAUUUUUGUUGCUUUUGCGCAAUUUCGAACAUUUUAUCAUGGAUAUAGCGUGCGGUGACUUCGGCUGCGGAUAUGAUUACCCAGUGUAAAAUUUGAGUGACUCUGUGUAUCCAAGAAAUGAAAUUGUAUCUGAUCUAA
Messenger RNA from Notodromas monacha, 4808 nucleotides. The record is from the annotation of a GenBank genome assembly. Lineage: Eukaryota; Metazoa; Arthropoda; Ostracoda; Podocopida; Cyprididae.